Molecule: messenger RNA, 1489 nt
Organism: Telopea speciosissima
Lineage: Eukaryota; Viridiplantae; Streptophyta; Magnoliopsida; Proteales; Proteaceae
Product: ethylene-responsive transcription factor RAP2-12-like
Exons: 3
Coding region: 100-1266 (388 amino acids)
Biological process (GO): ethylene-activated signaling pathway; regulation of DNA-templated transcription
Molecular function (GO): DNA binding; DNA-binding transcription factor activity
Source: RefSeq, a predicted model, not a curated record
GUUUGUAUACAUUUCUAUAUCUUUCUCUCUUAGCCAUAUUUAAUCGAUCUCUUACGGUCGAGUUAACUUGGAUUUGAUCCGACGAUCUUCUGAACCAAGAUGUGUGGUGGAGCUAUAAUCUCCGAUUUCAUUCCGACGAGUCGUUCCAAGCGACUCACCGCUGCUGAUUUAGUGUGGGACAUUAAGAACAACUCUGGCAGUUACUUUUCCAAGCCCUUGCGAUCGGAAAUCACCAACGUCGACGACGAUUUCGAGGCUGACUUUCAGGAGUUCAAAGACCAGUCCGAUGAGGAGGUACAAAAUGUCAAAACAUUUUCCUUCGCUCCCACAUCUCGGCCUUCACGAGGAGGUUCGACUGCUGUGAAACCCAGGGGAUUCAAUGGGCUUGCUGAAAAAUCUGCCAAGAGAAAAAGGAAGAACCAGUACAGAGGAAUCCGGCAGCGGCCUUGGGGGAAAUGGGCUGCCGAGAUCAGAGACCCUAGAAAGGGGGUUCGGGUCUGGCUAGGAACCUUCAAUACUGCUGAAGAAGCUGCUAGAGCUUAUGAUGCUGAAGCUCGAAGGAUCCGAGGCAAUAAAGCUAAGGUGAAUUUCCCAGAAGAAACAUCCUCCCCUGCUCAGAAACGCACUGCCAAGUCAAACCCUCUGAAGCCAGUUCCAAAAGCUAGCAUGACAUCUGAAAAGCAGAAUCUCGACCAAAAUUUCAGUUUCAUGAGCAACCCAGCUUCUGAUUUCUAUGACAAUUUGGCCUACAUGGAAGAGAAAGUCUCAGUGAAUGGAUCAAAUGGAUCUGGAUGCAUGGGUUCAUUCCCUGCCACCAUUAUUGGAGAGCCAAAUGGAUUCAAAUCCUUUUCACCUUCUGAUGGUGACACAGUUUGUUUCAACUCCGAUCAGGGGAGCAAUUCCUAUGACUGUUCUGAUUUUGGGUGGGGAGACCGAGAAUCCAAGACUCCAGAGAUAUCAUCAGUUCUCUCAAAUGCAAUUGGGAGUGGUGAGGUGUCUGAACUUUUGGAGGAUUCUCGUUUAAAUAAAAAAAUGAGGACCAUACCCGAGGAUGAUGUGAUCCAGAUUGAGGAAAAUACUGCAAAGAAACUUCCUGAAGAAGUGUCCACAUUUGAAUCCCAGACGAAGUUCUUUCAAAUACCAUAUCUUGACGGCAGCUGGGAGACGGAGACGGAGACGGAGACAUCAAUGGAAAGCCUCCUCAAUAGUUCGAUGGACCUAUGGAGCUUUGAUGACUUCUCUCCGAUGGUGGGAGGUGUCUUUUGAAAGGUCUUGGUCUUCAUGCUGGUUUAUGUAAUUAAGACAACAUGAAUAGCUGCUGAUGGUAGAGAUGGAGAACAAAAAGGUGCAUAUGGUUCCAAGUGUGGAGAGUUCUCAGGCAGCUUUUGGGUUAUAUGGGGAAAUAUAUUUAGGUAUCAUCUUUAGAUUAUUGUUUUCAAAUUUGUAACUUGACCUGCUUCUGGGUAUUUGCGUUUGGGUUUAAACUGCA